Messenger RNA from Phaedon cochleariae (mustard beetle), 906 nucleotides. Lineage: Eukaryota; Metazoa; Arthropoda; Insecta; Coleoptera; Chrysomelidae. The record is from the annotation of a GenBank genome assembly.
AUGGCGGACAAGAUUUGGUCCGAUUCCAUUCAAGUGAGUCCAAUCAACGCUGAAACUGGGUCGGCCCACGACGAAACUAGCUCGAGCGGAAACAAAGAGGACGAAGACGAUGAUGACGACGAAAGUGAUGAUAAAAUCGACACACAAUCUCAUGACCCUGAACGGCUGAAAGCCUUCAAUGACCUCUGCACUCUCGUUGGAGAACAAGGUCCUGGUGUACAAGCAGGUCAUCAGGCCUGUGAUAACAUACGCGUGUCCUACCUACUCAUAAGAAUAGGUUACAGGUGCUGCAGAACAAAGUCCUUCGUAUUAUCACCAACGGUGAUAGAUACUCUCGAGUGGCAGAUCUCCACGAGAGAUGUGAUGUUUGUGAGACUAUUUGUGGACGAAAAUUUAGACCGGAUGGUUCCUAUUAGCAAACAACCCAAAGAAAAAAUACAAGCCAUAAUUGAUUCGUGUACGAGGCAAUUUCCCGAAUUUGCAGAAAGGGCACGAAAAAGGAUCAGGACGUACCUCAAAUCUUGUAGAAGAAAUAAAAGGGCUAGAGAUCCAAAUUCAGCUUGGGACGCGUCGAGACCUACACCUGCCCAUCUUACCUCGGUACAAGCAGAACAAAUUUUAGCAUCAGCUUGUGAAAAUGAAAGCCAUAAUGCAAAAAGGAUGAGGCUAGGUUUAGAACCUGUUAGUCAACCUAUGCCUGUGGUACCAGGUGUUCAACCUACAGACACUACCGCAACAAUUAAUAGAGGACUGGAUUUCUCAAGUAGUAGUACCCCUGUCAAGAUGGAGAAUGAUAAUAUGGUGCCAAGUGGUUUCCCUGUAUCAACUACCCCAUGCAGUACCCCAAAUUCUGUAUCUAAAGUUUUAUCGGCUACACCCGAAAUGAAAACAACUCCUCUCAAGUGA